GGGACGUGGCGAGCGUAUUGCAACGGGAAGAAGUGCGGGUACGCGGUGCGGAGGGAGUGCGGGGCGGCGGAUUGGCGCGUGCUGCGAGCUGUGGAGAUGGUUUCGAUGGGCGCCGGAGUGCUACCGGCGGCGAAGGAGACGGCGGGGAACGGCGGGGAGGGGGAGGGAGAUAUGAUGUAUAUGAGAGGGAGGUUUGAGAGGGUGGUGGGGUCGAGGGACUCUGAGGCGUUCUAUAUGAUGAAUCCUGAUGGCAACGCUGGGCCGGAGCUGAGCAUUUACUUGCUCAGAGCCUGAGAUUGAAGACAAAUUAAUUAAUCCGUACCGGGCAAAUAAAUAGCUUGCUUGCUUUUAUAUAUAUGUUCGGUUGGAAAUUUAGCUUCUUUUGGGAGGCAAUUAUAUAUAUUUGGGGGUGAUAAAUUAAGCUAUCAAGGAGGGAGGUUUGAUUGGAAAUUUUUUUGCUUGAAUGUUGGGGCGGGUUGUGAAACUUCAUGUUGUUUGAAUUUUCAUUCGUGAACAAAUAUGAAAUAAUGUUUCUGCUAUUUUGAAUGUUUUUGGGUGAUCAUUCAUGAGAUCUAACCAAGACUCGUUAAUAAUAAUAACACCUAAAGUCAUGAA
Messenger RNA from Phalaenopsis equestris, 615 nucleotides. Its product is annotated as protein MIZU-KUSSEI 1-like. The record is from RefSeq and is a predicted model, not a curated record. The transcript has a single exon. Gene Ontology annotation, biological process: hydrotropism. NCBI's taxonomy places the organism in Eukaryota, Viridiplantae, Streptophyta, Magnoliopsida, Asparagales, Orchidaceae. The annotation marks the transcript as partial.